CAGACCAGACCACAUUUAUAUAGAUACAAAAUAUACAGCACCGAAAUAUACAAGAUCAGACAUUUAACGUAUCGAUCAGACCAGAUUUUACGGGAGGGUAGCGGCAGCAGUUUGGUUCCGGUCUACCCUUCCAGCACCGGCCCCGUUGCUCGAGGACGCUUUUCACCGGAGUUUUGGUCCGGGAGCCCUUCUAUUCAAAUUGGAGAUUCUCACUCGGUAGCAGCUAAGCGGAUGAAUUAGUGCAGCACCGAAAUUUCUACUCCAAUAAUCACUCACUAUGAGAAAAACAUUUCACAUCUUUGCUGCAAUCGUCAAACACCGCACUGGAAAGUCCAAUUUCCCCGCUUUACCCUCUCCAUAUUUCUCGAAAUCGUGCCCUGUUUUCCAUUCCCCUCCGGCCCCAAGAUGGGUAUCUACAAGCACCGAACUUCCUCCGCCUGAGUGGGUGCAGCCUUUUACAGACCUCUCCGACGUUAUCACCGACUACAAAAAUAUCCAGCCUUCUCCUUGGGUGUCCCAAAUUUUGAAUCUUGUAGACAAUUCGCCUCAGAUGGAGGGAAACUUGACAGCUUACUGCAACAAGUUUCUCAUCAAGCUAUCACCCAAUUUUGUUGCAUUCGUGCUGAACUCAGACCAGCUUCCUAAAAAUUCUCUUACUGCUUAUCGGUUCUUCACUUGGGCUGGCAGGCAAAAAGGGUAUGCCCAUAGUUUUGAAUGCUAUGUGUAUUUGAUAGCUAUUUUAUCAGCUUGCAGUGAUGCAAAUAGAAUAAGAGAUGUUUUUAAGGACUUCAAAGACAGUGAUUUUAAGAUGAACUUGUCUGGGGCUAAUUCGUUGGUCAGGAGUCUUGGAAGUGUGGGGAUGGUUGAGGAGGUUUUGUGGGUAUGGAGAGGCUUGAAAGAGUGUGGGAUUCAACCUACAUUGUAUACUUAUAAUUUUCUACUGAAUGGUUUGGUGAAUGCUAUGUUUAUUGAGUCUGCUGAACAAGUUUUUGAAGUUAUGGAAAGUGGGAAAAUUCAACCCGAUAUUGUCACAUAUAAUACAAUGAUCAAAGGGUAUUGCAAGACCGGCAAGGUGCAAAAAGCAAUGGAGAAGUUUAGAGACAUGGAGGUUAAAAAUGUGGUACCUGAUAAAAUUACUUAUAUGACCCUCAUCCAGGCAAGCUAUUCUGAGAGAGAUCAUAACAUGUGCCUGGGGCUUUAUCAUGAAAUGGUGGAAAAGGAGCUGGAAGUUCCAUCACAUGCUUAUAGUUUAGUAAUUGGUGGGCUUUGUAGAGAUGGUAAGUCUCUGGAAGCACAUGCCAUUUUGGAUAACAUGGUUAGGAAGGGUUGUAGACCUAAUCCUGCAAUUUAUACGGCCUUGAUUGAUUCAUACAUGAAAAAUUCUUACUUGGAAGCUGCAAUAAGGCUCUUUGAUAGAAUGAAGGAUGAAGGGAUUGAACCCGAUGAAUUUACAUAUGGGGUUAUUGUAAAUGGUCUGUCCAAGUGUGGUAGAUUGGAAGAAGCCUUACAAUGGCUUGAGUAUUGUCAGAAUAAUAAUAAGGGUAUAAAUGCCAAGCUUUAUUCAAGUCUAAUUGAUGGUCUUGGGAAGGCGGGGAGAGUGGAUGAGGCUAAAAAGCUCUUUGAGGAGAUGGCUGAAAAGGGGUGCCCUCGUGAUUCUUACUGUUAUAAUGCACUAAUAGAUGCCCUAGCUAAAGCUGGAAAGGUGGACGAAUCUUUGAUGCUUUUCAAUAGAAUGGAACAAGAAGGUUGUGAUCAAACUGUCUAUACAUACACAAUGUUGAUCAGUGGUCUGUUUCGUGACCACCGCAAUGAAGAGGCAUUGAAACUGUGGAAUAAGAUGAUUGACAAGGGCAUAACUCCAACAGCUGCUUCAUUUAGAGCUCUUUCAACUGGGCUUUGUCUUUCGGGUAAGGUGGCAAGGGCUUGUAAGAUUUUGGAUGAGCUGGCACCGAUGGGUAUUGUUCUAGAUACUGCUUUUGAAGACAUGGUUAAUGUUCUGUGCAAGGCGGGCCGUCUUGUGGAGGCUUGCAAGUUAGCUGAUGGAAUUGUUGACCGUGGUAGGGAAAUUCCGGGCAGGGUUCGUACUGUUUUUAUAACUGCCCUAAGGAAAGCUGGGAAUGCAGAUUUAGCUAUAAAAUUGAUGCAUAGUAAAAUUGGGAUUGGAUAUGAGAGGGUGGGCAGUGUUAAAAAACGCGUGAAGUUUCGUCUUCUGGUAGACAAGUGAGAGCCUACAUCAAUGAUGCUUGUGGUAAUCCAUGACCUCUCAUGGUUUAAGAUUGUUCACUUUUGGGACAGUGGGCUGGGCAUUGAUAUGAUGGAAGGUGUCAAACUACUUCCAUCACUCAAAAGGUUGAGAAUUUGUCAUGGAUACGUGGGUAUGAAUCCAUUCAUGGAUUAUGGCGUACUCUGAUAUAUCAAUUGCUUUUUGCAAAAUUUGGAUGUAAUAAUGCUCCAUACUCUGAUAUAUCAUAAUUUAGUAUUAAUUUGCUGACCCUAUUAGUCUUUCUUCUUCACUACUGGAGCGGGUCAGAUUGUGGUUGAAUGGAUGGGAGUUGAUGGAAACCUCCUUUCACCAUCCUACCAAUCUGAUAUAUCAUGGAAACAGCUGGUUGCACACUUUUUCUAGUGCAUUCAUCAUCACAUUCCUCUCGAUAUUGGUGUGACUAUCCUUGCCAUCACUUGUUCUAUUGCGUGAUACGCUUUGAUCUCCCGCCAUACUUUGUGUGAUUACCUGAUGCCUUAUCAUGAUGACUUAUGGUGACGAGCUAGCAUUCCUCUAGACACUCAUGGUGAGCUCGUGAGUGCGCCACACCAAAUUUAUUUUAGAACUAAUCUCAUGGAGGAGAAUGUUGAUAUUAUUAUUACUUAUUAGACGUGCAUCUGGAGAUCUUGGCUUCAGUGAAGGAAAACCCGUUGCAGCAUUUACAAUAUACAAAUGCCUUCUUCAUUGGAAAUCCUUUGAAGCAGAGAAAACUAAUAUAUUUGACUGCCUUAUCCAGAUGAUUGGUGCUGCUAUAGAGGAUGAGUCAGAAAAUGGUCACAUAGCAUAUUGGCUGUCAAACACAUCUAUGCUGUUGUUGAAGAGUUGUGUGGAGCACUGGUCGUGGGUGAGAGUUAUUCAUAGCCAACCAACUCAAUGGCAACUCAUUUGGAAGAGGAGGAUGAACUGCUGCUAGAAAUGAUGGAGAUCAAAGACAGAGGCAUGAGUGUUAAUUAAAUUGAAUUACAAAUACUACAUUAGAAAUUCAUUAUAUGUGUGGCAAUUGGAGUUUCUGGGAUCCCGGAACUUGAUGAGAUGUGUUUUCGAUGAAGAUGGCUAUGCCACAUUUACCAAUUACUACUACAAAAGUCUUCCUACGAAAGUGAGAAAUUGAACGUUCCGACGACAGUCUUCUUCUUCUUCUUCAUCCCAGUCGCUACUUCAUCGUCCCUGAACUCGCCACCACACAACCUCUCCAGUCUCCUGACCACAUUGUUGUUGGCGAAGACUGUCUUCGUUCUGCUCUCUCCCUCCUCACAUUGCUUCACUAAAACCACUCUAACCAUGCGGCCAUGAAAAGAGAUGAAUGCAAAUUGUUGAGUGCCAACGAGUCUUUUUAACUAACUUUUUUCCAUCUUUAAACACCCUUUAAAGUUUGUAAGAUUUACAUAACAACUUUGUUAUUUGUAUCCACUCUUAUACCCCACUCAUAACCCACCCUUGUGAGAGACUAUUUUUUUUGUCACA
Cuscuta epithymum is the source of this 3727-nucleotide messenger RNA. Lineage: Eukaryota; Viridiplantae; Streptophyta; Magnoliopsida; Solanales; Convolvulaceae. The record is from the annotation of a GenBank genome assembly.